Messenger RNA from Microtus ochrogaster (prairie vole), 1457 nucleotides. RefSeq names its product HemK methyltransferase 2, ETF1 glutamine and histone H4 lysine (gene Hemk2). Gene Ontology annotation, molecular function: protein methyltransferase activity; S-adenosylmethionine-dependent methyltransferase activity; nucleic acid binding. Gene Ontology annotation, biological process: methylation. Lineage: Eukaryota; Metazoa; Chordata; Mammalia; Rodentia; Cricetidae. The record is from RefSeq and is a predicted model, not a curated record. Gene Ontology annotation, cellular component: eRF1 methyltransferase complex.
AAGACAAAGAUGGCGGCGCCGAGCCUCCCCACGCCGCUGUAUGGGCACGUGGGUCGCGGAGCCUUCAGCGACGUGUACGAGCCUUCGGAGGACACGUUCCUGCUGCUGGACGCGCUCGAGGCGGCUGCGGCCGAGCUAGCAGGAGUGGAAAUAUGCCUUGAAGUCGGAGCAGGAUCUGGUGUGGUGUCUGCGUUCCUGGCCUCCAUGAUAGGUCCUCAGGCCUUGUACAUGUGCACUGAUAUCAACCCCCAGGCGGCCGCAUGUACCCUGGAGACAGCACACUGUAACAGAGUCCACCUUCAGCCAAUAAUUACAGACUUGGUCCAAGGCUUGCUGCCCAGAUUGAAGGGGAAAGUUGAUCUGCUGGUGUUUAACCCCCCCUAUGUAGUGACUCCGCCUGAAGAGGUAGGAAGUCACGGAAUAGAAGCAGCUUGGGCUGGUGGCAGAAAUGGCCGGGAAGUCAUGGACAGAUUCUUCCCGCUGGCUUCAGAACUCCUCUCCCCCAGAGGGCUGUUCUACUUAGUUACCAUAAAAGAAAACAAUCCAGGUACAUUGAAUACAGAGCACGAAGCUGGUGGAAAGCAAAGAAUGUAUUAGUAAAGUCAACUAAGCCAAGACAAAAGACAAACUCUAACAGACUACUGUGCUCCAUGAGCUGCAUCUCAACACGGUGCUCUACUUGUGCUGUAGGGCAGAGGCAGAGCACGACCAUGCACUGAGACGGGAGUCUCAUCCCUGGCCCCAACGAAACAGAGAGAGUGCUGGGGGCUCCAGUGCAGGGGCCUCCUACAAAGGAUACGCACAUCUUUAUUUCCUAAGAUGACACGACAUGGUACUGCACAUUUCCUCACAAACCAGCAAUGCCAUUAUUAGAUGUAUGCUUCUAAUAUUUUUCUCAAAUCAUUUUCCCAUUCUUACAGCCAAACUGGUUUGUAGGUUCUAUUUGAGUCAAGAUGUGUAGUUGCUAUUCCCCACAGAUGACUAACUCACACCCUCCCACACAUUUCUUCCACACCACAGUCUUUAAUCUUGCAAAUUCCUGAGAAAAACUAAUCUCAUUUUCAAGAUUAACUUUAUAUCAAAUAUUAUAGCAUUCUUUUAGAACAGAACACACGGAUGAGUAACCCAAAAUGUCUUUAAUUGUUUACCACCAAACAGGAAAUUCUAUAUAAAAAUAUGGAUUUAUAGUCCCUCUUAAAAUUAGGAAAAUCUGGCACCCUGGGAGCACCCCAGGACUCUGUGUGAUUCCCAUGUUUCAUAACUACUUGUCUCUCAAUAACGCAGCCUGCGCUUCCCACAUCGUCACUGCUCUGGUCUCUGCAACAGUUCCAUGAGGACUCCUUUCUUUGUGCCACAGCUCACACCAGAGCUCUAAGAUCUGGAGCUGGUUCUGUAGGCAUGCUGACAAAACACCUUCACAACGAAGACAUCUAGACACAGAAAUGGUGUGGGAAGUC